Molecule: messenger RNA, 884 nt
Organism: Ceraceosorus guamensis
Lineage: Eukaryota; Fungi; Basidiomycota; Exobasidiomycetes; Ceraceosorales; Ceraceosoraceae
Exons: 1
Coding region: 218-676 (152 amino acids)
Source: RefSeq, a predicted model, not a curated record
CAUUCAAAUGGAGCGAGCCAGUCUGCCGCUGGGGGCUGCUGCUUGACGUGGACCGUGCUUGCUUGAACAUGCAGGCUAUAUAGCUUCGUAAGAAGUUGGGCCUCGCCAUGCAGAUGUACACUGAUGAGUGACUCCUACUCCCGAGUCGUGCUCUUUUUAGUUGUCGAGGUGCUUGCCGGGCCGCUGUGAUUGCUUGUUUUGUGCGCAUCAAGCUUGCAUGCUGCUGACGUGUGCUGGCAGACGCGUGCUCAAUCCACAUUGUGCCGGGGCAAACGGUUAUAAAUCCAAGGCAAUAAUAAUCACAGAGUUCCGAUUGAAAGCAGGCAUUCACGAGUCUGUUCGAAUGGUGAAUGUUUGUAGCCGUCGCGAGUUCAAGCGGUGCGUCCUCAUCAAGCUUUGGGUGGCGACUCUCUCAGCGAGCAGCUGCUGCAGCUCUUCGCGCUCGCUCGCAGGCCAAACAAGCAGCAGCAGCAGAGGCAGCUUGCGCGUGCGUGCGUGCCGGUGCGCGUCAUGCAUGCCAUGCACGCAGGCCUGCAAAUCGUACGCUCUCGCGCAUAAAGCACAUAGACCCUGCGCUCUAGCUCGCACGCAUCAUCACCGCGCAACAGUAUCCGCCACGCGACGCUGCGUGCAUGGCGCCCGCGCUGAGCCUCUUCGCCUCGCUUGGUUCGCCUGAGUGCUGCUGUAGGCACAGGGAUCAAGGGACAUGGCCGAACCCGCAAUGCCUCGAAAGCCACACCUUCGCCCGACCCGACCCUUUUCACCCUUCGUGUGCACUACCCUCUCCCACUCUCCCAACUUCGACAUCUCACGUCACCCACCCAUCUUCCCAGUCGCUCCUGUCUCUCCAGCACCCCCCUUUUCCACUUUGGUCAUUCCCAACA